Messenger RNA from Aegilops tauschii subsp. strangulata, 597 nucleotides. RefSeq lists its product as uncharacterized. The record is from RefSeq and is a predicted model, not a curated record. NCBI's taxonomy places the organism in Eukaryota, Viridiplantae, Streptophyta, Magnoliopsida, Poales, Poaceae. Gene Ontology annotation, biological process: transposition.
AAUUGGUGUUAUGGAAAAGACGAGUCCUGGGCGGCAUUGGUGGAUCUUUGGUGUGAUGAGGCUGGAGCCUGGGCGGCUAUGAGAGUCAAAAACAAGGCUAACCGAGGGAAGGAGGGAGUACAUGCUCAGGGAAACCGAAACCACUAUCUCCACAAGGCAGUUAAUGAGGAGAAACUGAAGCGGCCGCUCUCACACAUGCAGGCGUGGGAGAUCGCCCAUACGCGGAAGGACCCCAAGCCUGGCGAGCCCAAGUACUACGGCAAGAAGACCGCGCAUAGGAAGAAGGCCUACUCCGAUGGGUAUCUGGCGUUACAUCCUGACACACCUGACCCCAUUGCAGCGGAUCUGGACGAAAGGGUGGUGGUGGGCAUGGGGCCGAAGGAGCACGGUCGGGAGGCGGUUCUCGAUGCUGUGAUCACUCCGUCUAUCUCCUACACACAGCUCCGUCGGAUCGACCCGACCCUGAGCCAGCGCACGAGCACGCGCAUGAGCAGUGCACCGUCACUGUCCCUCUUUCAGGAGCAGCAAACCGUAAGUAUUUUCCCUUUUAUCUUCAUUGUUCCCUUUAUUUUCCGCAUUUAGUAGUUUUAUGAGUCU